Symbiodinium natans is the source of this 3246-nucleotide messenger RNA. The record is from the annotation of a GenBank genome assembly. NCBI's taxonomy places the organism in Eukaryota, Dinophyceae, Suessiales, Symbiodiniaceae.
AUGGAAGCCGUUUUUUCGUUGGAGCUCUGCCAGCAGUUCGCUGGUGAGCUUACGGUGUCUUUUGAUCAGUAUGUGCCGGCUUAUGCGGAGUGCUUGAUUGCAGGCUUCUUUGCGAGGGGCCCUCGAGCGCCUUUGGCUUCCUGGUCGGUAAGUGCCUCAGCCGACCGCCGAGAAGUCAAGAUUUUGAACGAAGCCGUUGAGGAUUAUGUUCGCGUGCUGCUAGGAGAUGAUCAAAUAGGCCUCUACCUGCACGUGGAUGACGCGCUGCUCUUAGGUGUAGGAGAAUGUGCCAGGUUGACGGGCCCGCUGAUGGAAGAGAUUGCUGACAACAUGGAGGCUGCAGGUUUCCGAGUACCCGGUCGCAGAUCGGGAGAUGAGAUUGCAAAAGUGGUAGGCUACGAGAUUGAUGCGCAGAAGGGUGAGUUUUCACUGCCUUGGAAGAAGGCUCGCUUGCUGCAGGCUGCUCUUCUUAAGUUGGCAAGUGCCCGGUUCGUGUGUGUCGAUUUGCUCAAGGCUCUGGUCAGGAUCUGGAGUUUCGGUGCACAGCUUAAAAGAGAGCUCUAUUCCAUCCCAUUUUCGGUUUACCACAUGAUCGACAUUUGUGAGGGCCAGUUCGUGAGACUGUGGCCAUCGGUGAGGCGAGAGCUCGUUGCCAUGUCCAGGGCAGUGGACUUUAUGGUGUUGCCGGCAUCGGACCCAGUCAGCAGAGUGGUGUUCGCGACGGAUGCCAUGGGGGCUGAUGAUGUCGACUGUGGGGGUUUUGGAAUUUGCAUGGCUCAGGCUACUUCGGAGGAGUUCGCAGCCCUGAUGUGGGCCGGUGAAGCGCCGGGUUUUGCCAUCUCCGAACAAGACCGUUGCCUCGGACUUUGUUUGAAAUGGACAGAGUUGCAAGCGGGCCGCUGGCAGACGGCCGACCACAUCACCAUAGGUGAAGCCAGGGCUGUCACAAAGUGCUUGGAACUGGUUUGUCAGUGGCCUUCUGCGAAUGAUCACGUUUUCUUUGCCUUGCAAGACAACCGUCUGUGCGCGAGUGCAAUGACCAAAGGGAGGCUCGACCCGCUUCAUGUGAACUCCGUCUUGACUGACACUUACGAGCGCCACCAAAGGGCGGUCGAGAAAUUUGAGAUUUUCCUGCUUCUGAACGACGCGGUUCCUUCUUCAGCUGCUGAGCUUGACGAGUGGCUCGUCCUUUUCCGCCGGGAGGCCUCCUUGACACGUUCUCAGUUCGAGGUCACCUUGGCGGGCAUCCAGUUUGUGGCUCCGCGCUUAAAGGGAAAGUUGCCCCUUGCAAAGAAAGUGGUCAAAGGACUGACGAUCGAGUACCCCGCCAAACAUGCUUUCCCGAUGUUGUCUCGCUCGGCUAGGUUCAUUGCAAGUAAGAUGGCAGCUGGAAGGGAGCAUCGUUUGGGUGUGUGUAUGCUAUUGCAACAGGCGACAGGGCUUCGGCCUUCUGAAAUGCUGGGUCUGCGCGAGCAUGACAUUAUUAGACCCAGUGAGUUCGUGCCUCGCUAUGUCCUUCGCCUUGGCACCAACGUGGGCACCAAGGUGGGGAGGGAACAGACCGCGUUCUUUGACCCCGAACAGGACCCGGUGCUCGCAAUGCUUUUGUUUAGGCUGCUGCGCUCGACGCCCGAACAGGGGCAGCUGGCUGCUUGCGGUUAUGAUCAUUAUCGGAGGGUGCUCGCUCGUCACAGUGCUUGUUUGGGAGUGCUUUAUUCCCCUCAUUCCUGCAGGGCCGGCUUCGCAACAGAGGCCAUCAUCAAAGGCGAGGCGCCCACUCUCGUGCAGAGGCGCGGCCGGUGGGCUUCGGAAGCGAGUUUCCUUGUGUACAUUGACGUGGCAACUGCUUUGCAAGUGGAGGCUGAGUUUCGCAGCCGUGCUUUGGAUUCGGAGAUUGACGCAGCCUCCCGGAACUUGUUGGCCUACUUUCCAAAGACCUGCUUCGCGGAAGAGGAUUCGGAGUACAGGCCGAACUCGCCUGUGCCAACGGUGAGGCACCGGAGCGCGCGCACCAUGACGCCGCCGCCCCGAGUGCUUCCGGCCCGCCGAGACGGUCGUCGGCCCAGACUCGACGGCGCCUCGGUUCUCACUCCCGAGGUGCGCGCUCAGCUACAGGGACGUGGUUUGGUGGCUGGUGCUGCCGACGGAGCCGGGCGCGAUCCAGCUAGAAGGCCUACUCCACGACGCAAACCGGUGUCGUGGUUCUGCUGGGCGUGGCGUUCCUGCAGCAAGGGACUGGCGCGUCUUCGCAUGUUGGUCCUUUGGGGAAGCUUGGCCUACGUCCUCGCGGCCGGGCCAAUGCGAGAGCUUUUGCUACCAGUACAGAGUCUACUGGCGUCAACGGCGCAGGUUGGGGAGAGUGCGGCUGGGGCACUCUCGUCCAUCCUGGAUGGUGGGACUCAGCUGGUGUCAGCUUCUACAAGUGUGGUGCGAGCGGCUUCGGUUAACACUUUGAGCGUGGCGCAGGCUGCUUGGGUUGGUGUGGACCUUGUCGGCAUGAACGCCACCCAGGUGGCCCAGGUGGUUGGGCGAGUGCUGGGCGAGACAUCUGAAACCAUCGAGCUUUGGCUUUUCUCUGCGCAGGGCCGUGAGGUGCUUCGGGAUCCUUCACACGAAGCUCUUGUUUUUUGGCGAGGUCUCCUGCAGUCGCAAACCUUUCUCCUCCCGGUGGUCGCGGCCGAAACCGAAGCUUUAGUAGCUUCGGGUGACUACUGGGCGGCCUCGGCGGUUGUUUCCUUCGCCUCGAGCGGCCUCGUCGUCUUCGAGUUUCGGAUGCUUCGCAUGCAUUUCUCGCCGCGCUGGGCUAACCCCGUGUGGCAGUUCGGUGGCUGGAGUGCGGAGGAUGAGUAUGACCAGAUUCUCCGUAUUGCUCGCGAUUUUGCCUCCACGGUGCCGACUGCCAACCACACAUGGGAUCAUGUUCUGGCCCCCCCGCCCUCCUCUGCUCGCUGGCCUGUUGUCGCCGGCUUCCUUCGCCGCUCGGACGCGUUGCUAUGGGCCCCCUUUCGGGCUUGCUGGCGCUUCGGAGCUUCCAUGUGGGAGUAUGGGACCAUGCAUCCGCUGGCGUUCGCUGGCCUGUUGCUGGUGGCCACAGGCUACUGCAUAUGGGCGUGGCGCUUCAAGACCUUGGCGAGUCUACCAACCGGUGGGCAUGUCAAAUGGGCCAGUUUGGUGGAGCUCAUGUUGCUUAUGCGAGGCUGGUUCUUGGUGGGAGCUGGCGCUCUAGCACAGCAACUUCGCUAUUGA